Messenger RNA from Lotus japonicus, 2109 nucleotides. Its product is annotated as protein PSK SIMULATOR 1-like. The transcript is spliced from 2 exons. The record is from RefSeq and is a predicted model, not a curated record. Lineage: Eukaryota; Viridiplantae; Streptophyta; Magnoliopsida; Fabales; Fabaceae. Gene Ontology annotation, biological process: positive regulation of growth. Bases 278 to 1594 code for a protein of 438 amino acids.
UGUCUCUGUUUGACUCUUCCUCUCUGCUUUGUUUUGUUUGCAUGCACCUUAUUUCCUAGUCCUAACACUGCAGCUUCCUCCCUUUCUCCCUUUUUUCACAGUUUCCUCAUCUUCCACUAUCAUAUGUUUUUUGCUCCCACCUUUUACAUUCUUCAGCUGCUUCUGCUUUUUCUAAUGGAUAUUUACAUUGAGCAUCUGAAAACAUUUGAUACAAGUUGAAGUUCAUCUGAUGAAGGACUUGUCUUAAAGAGCGUAGUCUUUUGCUGUUCCUAGAGCAAUGGGUGCGGAGUCAUGGUUUCAUAGUUUGUGGAGGAUUCCUCGGAAGCAUGAUGCUAAUUCUGAGAAGUUGGUAAUUGGAGUAUUAGCAUUUGAAAUAGCAAGCUUGAUGUCCAAGGUGGUUAAUUUAUGGCAAUCAUUGAGUGAUAAACAGAUUGCUAGGUUGAGAGAGGAGACCACUGAUUCAAUUGGCCUAAGAAAGCUUAUUUCAGAUGAUGAGAAUUUCAUUGUACGCUUGAUCUGUGUAGAGAAACUUGAGAAUAUGGCACAUGUGGCAGAGUCCGUGGCUAGGCUUGGGAAGAAAUGCAGCGAUCCAAUUUGGAAAGGUUUCGAGAAUGCCUUUUAUGAGUUUAUUGCUAUGGGUGUUGAUCCAUAUGGGUGGGAAUUUACUGGCAAGAAGAUGGAGAAAAAUAUUAAAAAGAUGGAAAGGUUUAUAUCAACUAAUGCAACUUUGUAUCAAGAGAUGGAGCAAUCUCUUACAAGAUUGAAGACUAAUGGUGAGUCAAGUGUGUUAGAUUUAAUUGAGUAUCAGAAGAUGGUUGCAUGGAAGACACAGGAGGUGAAGCACUUGAAGGAUAUUUCUCUGUGGAACAAGACAUAUGAUUACACAGUACAUCUUUUAGCAAGAUCGUUAUUCACAAUAUACCGAAAGAUUAGCCAGGUAUUCGGAGUUCAGGAGAUUGUAGAUGUGAUCUAUCAAAAAAGAAACGAGAUUGUAGAUGUUGGUGGAAUCGAUAAUUCAAGUGUCUUAAAUUCAGAUUUAAUUCAUAGAAGUAAAUUUUCUGCUCUAUUGCAAUCUCCUCCACCGAAAACCCUUGGUGCUGCUGCUUUAGCACUGCAUUAUGCAAAUGUCAUCAUAGUGAUUGAGAAGCUGGCGGCUUCUCCGCACUUGAUCGGUCUCGACGCAAGGAAAGACCUGUACAACAUGCUACCUAGACGCGUGACAGCUGCCCUUAGGGGCAAGUUGAAGCCAUAUACCAAUACCAUGGCCUCUUCAUUAGGGUAUGACCCGAGUCAGGCAGAAGAAUGGACUCAAGCAAUGUCAAGCUUAUUGGAAUGGUUGGCACCGCUUGCUCAUCACAUGAUAAGAUGGCAAUCUAAGAGGAGUUUCGAGCAGCAAAGCUUUGUUUCCAGGACGAAUGUGCUGCUGGUGCAGACCCUUUACUUUGCAAACCAAGAAAAGACGGAACAGGUAAUCACGGAGCUUCUUGUGGGUCUGAACUAUGUCUGGAGAUAUGGUAUGGAGCUCAAUGCAAAAGCUCUAGCAGAGUGUGGCAGUUUAAGGGUAGACAAUGGAUAUCCUAAUCUGAAUGGUUAAACAAGUUGUGUUAAGGGCAUGGUCACUGAUUAUAGUUCCUUGCCAGAAACUAAGAUGAGGAAUUGCAGAAACACCAUCCAUCAGUCUUUUUCAGAUCAACCAAUGUGAGUGAAAUGGUAGUUGAAGUAUGGGAGGAUUAUCUAUAUGCUCAGUACUAUGGAAAUUUAGUAUCAGAAUGCUUUCUUGGUGAGGAUUUUUUGGAACAUUUGUAGUUAAUUUUCUUUGAUGAUUUCCAAGCUGCUAGAACUUGGAUGGCUGGUCUCAUCUUUGCAAUGUUGGCCUUCUUUCCACUUUUUCUCUUUGAAGAGUUCCUAAAUGUUAUUUAGGGUGUGCAUAUUUAUGAGCAUUAUUAUGUAUUAAAUUGUAUAGCACUAUGGCAUGAUGUUGAAUGGCUUUAUCUCUAUAUCUUCUGAAUUGUCAAGCAAGAGAAUUGUAUAUUACUGAUAGUAUGAACCAUGACCUUUUCUUCUGUUCAGAGUUGAGCGAAUUCAAGUGCUGCUUUCGUUAUUGUGUUA